Osmerus eperlanus (European smelt) is the source of this 3886-nucleotide messenger RNA. It is a transcript of the gene tnfaip8l1, whose product is annotated as tumor necrosis factor, alpha-induced protein 8-like 1. Bases 407 to 967 code for a protein of 186 amino acids. Gene Ontology annotation, biological process: regulation of apoptotic process. The transcript is spliced from 3 exons. Gene Ontology annotation, cellular component: cytoplasm. The record is from RefSeq and is a predicted model, not a curated record. Lineage: Eukaryota; Metazoa; Chordata; Actinopteri; Osmeriformes; Osmeridae.
CAUGAUUGGUUCGGUUUGCCCACAGCAGGCUCUUCCAUUGGUCAAACAAAACAUCAAUCUGGAGCAUUCGAAGUCUUACAACUUCGAAACUUUUUUUGCGUUGCGAAAGGGUCAAAUUACAAACUCCUGGCUGUAACCGAUCUCAACAGACAGAGAGAAGAAAACACUUUUCAAUUAUUUACAAACUUGUACCUGAGACAAAGAACAGUUGCAUGGUGGACAGUUGGAAAAGUGUUUCUCGGGUGAAGACGAAUAUCUGGGAGAAAAUGUUGUGAGCGUAACUAUGCCACGGAAUGCCAUAAUGAAGACGAGAUUUUACCAGGAGUGAAUUGACAAUUGUAUCAAGACUGCCUCUGUGAACCACUCACGCCUUGCAUCCGGUUUGAAUUGAACGAAAGAGCUCACCAUGGACUCCUUCAGUACCAAGAGUCUGGCUCUGCAGGCGCAGAAGAAGCUCAUGAGCAAGAUGGCGUCCAAGAGCAUGGCCAGCCUCUUCAUCGACGACACCUCCAGCGAGGUUCUGGACGAGCUGUACCGGGUCACCAAGGAGUACACGCGCAACCGCAAGGAGGCGCAGAAGAUCAUCAAGAACCUGAUCAAGAUGGUGGUCAAGCUGGGCGUGCUGUACCGUAACAACCAGUUCAACGGAGAGGAGCUGGUGUUGGUGGAGAGCUUCAGGAAGAAGGUCCACACCCUGGCCAUGACGGCCGUAAGCUUUCACCAGAUCGAGUUCACCUUCGACCGGCGGGUCAUGAGCGCCAUCUUGAACGACUGCCGCGAGCUGCUUCACCAGGCCAUCAACCGCCACCUGACGGCCAAGAGCCACUCCCGGGUCAACCACGUCUUCAACCACUUCGCCGACUGCGACUUCCUGGCGGCGCUGUACGGGCCAUCCGAGGUGUACCGGGCCCACCUCCAGAGGAUCUGCGACGGGGUCAACAAGAUGCUGGACGAAGGCAACCUCUGACCCACCACCCCCUGUCCCUGACCCUGUGACCUUUCAAAUCCCCCGAACCCUAUCUCUGAUCCCUGUCGUGACCUCGACCUUUGCUGCGUCCGGGCCCAGUUCGCGACACGUGAAACGUCACCAUCUUCCUCGGCUCCCUUCCGAACCUGUUUCAGUUGCAACAGGAAGAGAAAGAUGUACAAGCACAGUGUUUGAGGACGCUUUUACUGGUUGGGUUUGAUGUUGUUGUUUGCCUGUCAGACAUUAUUGUACACUGAAGGAUGCUCCUAGCUAGUCAAUCCAAAGCCUCUUUCACGCUUGUCAUUAUAUUUGGAUGGAAAGCCUGAGGUUGUAAAAUGCAUGUUGGUUUAGUUUAAAUUCUAUGCAGUCAACCAACAGUGACUUAACACAAGGGCUAUGAAGUCUCUUUGCUUUUCAGAUCAACUGCUCUAAGUUCCACUCUGGAAAAGAUCUAAGAUGAUUCAAAGGCCCACGCGGUUUGGAGUUAGAAGGAAAGGAACAUGGGUGGUUUUGACAACUUCGACAUCCUGACUGGAAUCCGGAACUGGGUCCAGACAGGAGUUGUGACCAAACCCAAAAAGCACAGUUGAGAAUUACUAUACCAGGAUAUUGUGAUAUAACGACCUAUUUUCUUUUUAUAAUCCAAAGCUUAACAGUUGCACUUUCCAACAUCACGCCUCCAGUCUCUAUUGUUGACGCCACACACAUCCAAGUAAUAUAACAGAAGCAAGUCUGAAACUCUUAAGGUCUAAUCUCUGUCAAGAAAGUGUUUGUGUUUUGGGUCGGUGCACUUAUAAACCUCGAUUGGCUUCAUAAUCAGUCAUUAACAGCCGUCAGCCAGCCUGCCACACCAAAGAGGCGUAAAUACACAGGAAGUAGAUUGUAGAUUGGAGCUGUGUUGACUCAGCUAGUAGGCAAACCUCAUCAUGGCUAAUGCUGACCUCAUCUGAGCCAAAGGUAAACAAACCAAAGAAGAAGAAGACUUCUGCUACUGAUCCACAAAACGAGGAACAAACAAUACUGUACACACACAGCUGGUUUUAGACGAACAUGUACUAUGUUUUUGAUCUGUUUACCCUGAAUGUGAAAUCAGUAAACACAUUGUUGAAGGUAAAAAAAAGGAAGGACAGUUUACCAUGAAGAAUAUAGCUGUAACACUCCAUAAUACUGUAAAACCCCUUUUUAUAUGUCCAUUUGUUACAAAGACUCAAGAUGUAUGUCUUCAGCCCUACAUACAUUUACAUGCACUUAUUAUAUAUUUUUUUGCAUUGAAUUGCCUUUUCUUAUAAUUUUUUUACCCGAAAGAUUGAGCUCUGGGCUAAAUAAAAUGUGCCUCAAGUAUCUGUGUGCUGUUCCAGAUCUGUAGAGGCAGAGUAGGGGAGGUGUUUGUGGGUCAGGUACUUUAGUCCUGGAACUCAUAGCCGGUGGUCUUGAAGCCGGCACAGGGUUUAGCAGAUUAGACCAGAGAGAACUGAAAGACCUGAUUGGCCACUCCACAAGAGCCCCCCCAACCCCCCCAGACCCCCCUCUCACCAACUCCACACCACAGAUAGUUAAGCAUUUCAGCCCCCAAUGAAAGGCGAUUGAGAUCUCGGCUCGAAUGAAGUCCUUUUUUUCAGGAGUGAAGAUGGUCUCUCUCUCUCUAUCUCUCAGUUUAAUGAAGAGUAGAAUAGAUUGUUCUAGUGAACUCCCACCUCAGCGCAUAAUGGAUGUUCUCUCUCUUGUCUGUGUGUUUGUGUGUGGCUGAGCGUAUCUGGGAGAUGGAGUGAUUGUUCCAGUUAGUAUUCUGUCUGCAUGCCCUAUCUGAGAUAGCUGCAUGUAUAGACUGACUGACAGUCUGAGGCAAAGAGAGCUGUUUUCCUCCUGCAUCUACACGACUGUGUCCUUCUCUCUCUCUGCUUCCUGACAACGAACAGCUCGCUUCUGCAGCUCUGCCAAAAAAGGAGUGGAGUGUUUGCAAUCAGGAAAACUAUCUUCCAAAGAAAUUAGAAAAACUAGAAAAAACUAGUCUGCACUUAGCGAUGAUGAUGAUGAUAAUGACGAGGAUGAUCGUGAUGAUUGUUGUGACUUCUUACUUCACCUUUCCGUUCUGUGAUUAUCUAGUUUCAGUAUGUAUAUUUUUUUAUGUUUUGAUGCUCAUUUCAAUCCUGGUGGCGUUUGGUGGAUAAAAGUAAAAGGUCUGUGGCUUGAAUGGUAUGAAUCCCAUACGUUGAUUAAGCCUGGACUAGAAUUCAAUCAGUAGGUAUUGUCUAAGAAAAGGGGUUGUUAGGUCUAGACUAGGCCUAAAUCGUGUCUAGACUAGGCCUAAACCGUGUCUAGACUAGGCCUAAACCGUGUCUAGACUAGGCCUAAACCGUGUCUAGACUAAGCCUAAACCGUGUCUAGACUAGGCCUAAACCGUGUCUAGACUAAGCCUAAACCAUGUCUAGACUAGGCCUAAACCGUAUCUAGACUAAGCCUAAACCAUGUCUAGACUAGGCCUAAACCGUGUCUAGACUAGGCCUAAACCGUGUCUGGACUAAGCCUAAACCAUGUCUAGACUAGGCCUAAACCAUGUCUAGACUAGGCCUAGUCUGUGACUGUUUUAUAUGUUGUAGCUCCCAGACUCACUGUGUCUCAGGGUACCGUCUCAAUCUCAGAUCCCUGACCUGGUCCAGACCCACACUGAGGGAUCGUAGUGUGAACUGCAACACAAUACGUUUAUACAUUUUAUAUCACUGCAGCUGAAAAUGAAUGGAGAUGGUUAUGUUGUGUGUGUAUAUAUACUCGGUUUGAUUGUGAGGUAUAUUUUUUAUUUUUCACUAUACUCUUAAUGUUCAGCACACAUGAUGUAUUUGUUUCAAUGUUUUCUCUGUACUAGAUAUACAUACCCUAUGUCACACUGUAUUCAACAAAUAAAUACAAAUACUCCUUUUUUAA